AUGGGACAGGGAUUUUCACUUGCGACUCCCCGGGUCGGAGGGCCCGGUAUCGACGUGCCGGAGCUCGCGGACCUUGUCUACGAACGGUCGGUCGGUACCGGCGGGUUCAUGAAGGGCGUCCGGGCGCGGCACCACGAUGGCGUCGUCAUGGCCAAGGUCCUCAUCAAGCCGUAUUCCAUGUCGCUGGACAAAUACAAGCAGGCAAUCAUCCGCGAGCGACGACUUCUUAGCGACGUACCCAACGCCCUCCCGUACCAGCGCGCUAUUGAAACCGAGACGAACGGAUACCUUGUUCGGCAGUUCCUCUACAGCUCUCUGUACGACCGCCUUAGCACCCGACCGUUUCUGGAGGACAUCGAGAAGAAGUGGCUGGCAUUCCAGCUCCUGUGCGCACUACGCGACUGCCAUAACAAGGGCGUGUACCACGGAGACAUCAAGACGGAAAACAUCCUCGUGACGUCGUGGAACUGGCUGUACCUCUCUGACUUUUCUUCGUCUUUCAAGCGUGUCAUGUUGCCCGAGGACAACCCGGGCGAUUUUUCUUACUUUUUCGAUACCUCGGGAAGGAGAACGUGCUAUUUGGCGCCCGAGAGGUUUCUACCCCCGGGCGAGGAGGCCGACCCGGACGCCAAGGUGACCUGGGCCAUGGAUGUAUUCAGUGCCGGCUGUGUCAUAGCCGAGCUCUUCCUCGAGACGCCCAUUUUCACCCUGAGCCAGCUCUACUCAUACCGCAAGGGCGAAUACGACCCCGCAAUAACACACCUGAGCAAGAUCCCGGAUAAGGAUCUGCGCGAGAUGAUUACGCAGAUGAUCCAGCUCGAUCCGCAGAAGCGAUACUCGGCCGAGCAGUACCUGGACUUCUGGAAGGGGAAGGUGUUUCCGGAAUACUUCUACAGCUUCCUGCAUCAGUACAUGGAACUGAUCACAGACAUAUCGUCUGCCCAGUACGCCGGGGGAGGGACUGCAAGGAGCGCCAGCGAAGCAGACCAGCGGAUCGAACGGGUAUGGCUCGACUUCGACAAGAUCGCGUAUUUUCUCGGCUACCAGAACGGGGAAAGCCGCGUCGAGGAGCAACAGCUGUCUCCCAGGCUCGGGCUGGGCAACUUCCCAAACGACUUGGUCGUGGUCUCCGCGGUCCGUGCUAUUACGCAACUGCUCGACCUCGUCAAGGUCAUCACCCCGGUGAAUUCGCAGAUAUUCCUCGACUACAUCAUGCCGCGAAUGGAGCCGCUCCUCCUGCUGGAUAGCCAGAGGGUACCCAGCCCCAUCGUCCGGGCUACGUACGCUUCUUGUCUCGGCAAGUUAGCCAUCGCUGCCGACCGCUUCCUGGCAAUGGCCGCAGCGCUGCGCGCAGACGGUUCUGCGGCCCUCGCCGACCCCGAGGUGGAGCCGGGCAUCGAGGCAGAGGCGGGCUUCGCCGGACUGUUUGACGAUGCACGCAGGGAGUUGGUCGAGGUUUUCGAAGUCCAUACCAAGACGCUCAUUGAAGACUCGGACCCUUUCGUCCGGCGAGCUUUCCUUACCUCUGUCCCUGACCUGUGCAUCUUCUUUGGUGCUCUCCAGGCGAAUGACAUCAUUCUCACACAUCUGAAUACCUACUUGAACGAUCGUGACUGGAUGCUCAAGUGCGCCUUCUUCGACACCAUUGUUGGCAUUUCGACGUUCCUGGGCAGCAACAACCUGGAGAAAUUCAUGCUGCCGCUCAUGGUUCAGGCCAUCACUGAUCCAGAGGAACACGUGGUUCAAGGGGCACUUCAUGCGCUAGCUGAGCUGGCAAAUAUUGGUCUUCUGACCAGACACACCUAUCUAGAGCUGAUCGGCAUUGUUGGGAGGUUCACCAUGCAUCCGAACAUUUGGAUUCGCGAGUCCGCCGCCGAGUUCAUCUCAAGCGGGAAGCGUUUCUUAAGCCCGGCGUUUUUCAGGGUGCAAGUAAUGCCGCUGCUGACGCCCUAUCUAAAGUCACAUCGGCUCCCGGACUUCUCCGAGCUCGAUCUUCUCGAGGCACUUCAGAAGCCUUUAUCUCGGUCAGUCUUCGACCAGGCCCUGUUAUGGGCUUCGAAGACCGACCGAGGGGAUUUCUGGAAGCCCUUCAGGAAACUACGCGACGCUGUCUCUAAGCCAAUGUCUGCCAGAGCGGACUCCAACCCUCAAGCGUUGGCUAAGGCUACCAGGAACGAAGAAGAUGAGCAGUGGCUGAACAAGCUGCGGAAUCUGGGGCUUGCUCCGGAAGACGAGCCAAAGCUGCUCGCGCUCAGGGAGUUUAUUUGGAGGCUGAGCCAGAUCAAGGCCAGAAACUCGGCCAACCAGGACGCGGUGAAUGUUACCGCGCUCAACAGCAUCAUAUCGCUCCGCAGCCUGGGUAUCGGGCCUCAGACCGUUAUAUUUGACGAGAGCACACCGGUUCAGCAAGUCGUCACUCCCGAACAAGACGACAAUGCCCCUCGGACCAUAAGAGAUGCACUUCUUGACGCAUCCAGGUCGAUCGAUGACCCGAUUGGCAAGAAGCGGCGAGCGGCCCUGAAUAACCACCGGUCCCGGCUCGGGACGCGGGACGACCUCUCGCCCGUGUCUACAGAUAGCAGACGGCUGUUGGAGGACGAGUCGACCAUCUCCUCGGCGAUUGGACGCGGGGAAGGCUCAAGGGCUACGCCCCGGCGAACCUCCCUUACCCACGGCAAAGCCGCCACGCUGUCGCCCGUGGAUGACGAUAGCUCGAUCAACGAGGCUCCUUAUGCGGCGCGGAGGAGCUUACGUCAGCAGUCGAGCGCCAUAAAUCUUAUGAACCGCAAAGACAGCGGGAAGUCAGGUCCGGAGACCGGCACGACGGAGGCCAACGCGUUCGGCGAGGUCGAAGGGCCCUUCAGCCAGGCUACCGUGCGGAAAGCUUCCCCGCGGGACGCGGAAUCGGCGUUGAUUUACGCCAAUACGCGACCGCGGGCCAACCACACGUACACGGGUAAUGACCCAAACAUUCUGAAGAUGCUAGAUGAGAUGUAUGUCGACAGAUACCCCCAUGACAUCUACGACUAUGGCCCACUGGUCACACCGAUCGCGCGGCAAAAAUCCAACAAGUCGACGGGUUCGCCGCAAACGAUCGAGGAUGCCUGGAGACCGUCGGGCAAGCUCGUCGCGACAUUCUCCGAGCAUGUCGGAGCGAUCAACCGAAUCGUCGUCUCUCCAGACCACCAAUUCUUCCUCACGGGCGGCGACGACGGGUGCGUCAAGGUCUGGGACACGGCCCGACUGGAGCGCAACAUCACCCACCGGUCACGGCUCACGCACAAACACGCCGCCGGUGCUAGGGUGCUCGCGCUCUGCUUCAUCGAGAACACCCACACGUUUGUCAGCUGCGCAAGUGACGGCAGCGUGCAUGUGGUCAAGGUCGACACGAUCCUCAGCGGCAUCAACUUCCGGUACCCGCGACUGCGCCUCCUGCGCGAGUAUCAGCUCGUCGAGGGCGAGCACGCCGUGUGGUGCGAGCAUUUUAAGCGGGACGGCAACUCAGUCCUGAUCCUAGCCACCAACAAGUCUAUCAUCCGCGGCAUCGACCUGCGCACCAUGACGCUCCUCUACAAGCUCGAGAACCCGGUCCACCACGGGACGCCGACCUGCUUCUGCGUCGACCGCCGGCGCAACUGGCUCCUCCUGGGCACCUCGCACGGCGUGCUCGAUCUGUGGGACCUCCGCUUCAAGAUGCGCCUCAAGGCCUGGGGGGUUCCGGGCAAGGGCUCCAUCUACCGCCUCUCGGUCCACCCGACCAAGGGCCGGGGCAAGUGGGUGUGCGUCGCCGGCGGCACGGGCCAAGGCGAGGUUACCGUCUGGGACCUCGAGCGCACGCUGUGCCGCGAGAUCUACCGCGUGGGCGGCAACAAGGAAGGCCCCAAAGGGUACGAGGCCUGGGAGGUGGACGAGGACUGGCCGGAGGGCAUGCUGGGCCGGUUCGCGACGGACCUCGAGCCGGUGGCGGUGGGCAACACGGACCGCGGCGUGCGUGCCAUGGCCGUCGGCACGGGCGCCGUGGACGAGGAGAAGGAGCUUCGGCACGCCUUCAUCAUCACCGCCGGGGCCGACAAGAAGCUCCGCUUCUGGGACCUGUCGCGCAUCGAAAAUAGCGUCGUCUUCAGCGGCCUGCGCCCGGACGAGGGCCGCCCGACCUUCACCGCCAGCCAUUUCACCCCGUCCAUGACGCUAAACACGGAGCGGUGGCCCAGGCCGGUCGGCGGCGCACCGGCGUCGGGCUCUGCGGCGAACGGCGGGACGGGGAGGAGUAGUGGUGGUGGUGCGCGCCGUCACCGGGCGCCCAGGUCGACGGUGAUGUCUCUGGACCAGCAGCAGCUGUUGAGAAGCCACUUGGAUGCCGUAGUGGAUGUGGCUGUGCUGGAGUCUCCCUAUAUGAUGACGGUCUCGGCGGAUAGGAGUGGUGUUGUGUUUGUUUUCCAAUGA
Thermothelomyces thermophilus ATCC 42464 is the source of this 4443-nucleotide messenger RNA. RefSeq lists its product as uncharacterized. Gene Ontology annotation, biological process: late endosome to vacuole transport; protein phosphorylation; protein targeting to vacuole. The coding region runs from base 1 to 4443 and encodes 1480 amino acids. The record is from RefSeq and is a predicted model, not a curated record. The transcript has 3 exons. Lineage: Eukaryota; Fungi; Ascomycota; Sordariomycetes; Sordariales; Chaetomiaceae. Gene Ontology annotation, cellular component: phosphatidylinositol 3-kinase complex, class III, type I; nucleus-vacuole junction; late endosome. Gene Ontology annotation, molecular function: protein serine/threonine kinase activity; protein binding; ATP binding.